Chilo suppressalis (striped riceborer) is the source of this 600-nucleotide messenger RNA. The record is from the annotation of a GenBank genome assembly. NCBI's taxonomy places the organism in Eukaryota, Metazoa, Arthropoda, Insecta, Lepidoptera, Crambidae.
UCAUAAUUUUCAAUUUUAAAAAUUGAAUGGCUUCAUGAACGAAAUAUUACCAUACAUGUUGAAAUGGGAUCUUCGGACUUACGUGGGGACGACUGGGAUUUUCCAUGCUCAGAUGAUGAACUUGCGAAAUCAGGAACAUUUAUUGGUAAAAGUUGGAUGCCUAACCCAACGGAGUUAGAAGAACUUUACAAAAUUAUUGAAAAGAAUGGAACUUUAAAUCUGGAAUGGAAAUGCCCUGGUAGACGAGGACCGUCGCCAGUGCUAGUAAACAAAGAAAAGCAACCAGAAAUGCCAGUUUCACCAAUUAGAGAGGAAAAGUCGGAUUUUGAUUUCAUGGACGAGGUAAGCUCUCUUCGGCUCCGCGUUCGUCGCGAAGGGGAAGACACGUUAAGGGGAUCUGCUAAAAAGAAAACGACCUCUUUUGAUGGAAUUUUAUCAAAUAUGAUCAGGCACAAGAGAAUAGAACAAAUGGAAAAACAAGCAAACACAUCAACCCCAUCUUCCACAUCGUGAUUGGUAAUAAAUUGAUUUAAUUUAUAUGUUGUUAAAAUGAAUAGGACAUUAAGACAAAUUAAAUUAAAAAAACUAUCUAAAUAUUUA